This is a messenger RNA of Hemicordylus capensis (graceful crag lizard), 4501 nucleotides long. It is a transcript of the gene VGF, whose product is annotated as VGF nerve growth factor inducible. The record is from RefSeq and is a predicted model, not a curated record. Gene Ontology annotation, molecular function: neuropeptide hormone activity. Bases 345 to 2429 code for a protein of 694 amino acids. The transcript is spliced from 2 exons. Lineage: Eukaryota; Metazoa; Chordata; Lepidosauria; Squamata; Cordylidae.
AAGAGAAAUCCCAGCUGUCCCCUAUGAAGGAGUCUGGCACUGGCCAGGUCUUCAGGAAAGAGACCCCCGUCCUGGCUCGGAAUUAAAUGGGGUCUGCCCGCUUUGUGUUGGGGCCACUUCCCUAGAGAGCAGGACCCCCAUGAAGGGCUAUAAAGAGACCCUCAGCCCACUAGGAAGGUCUCCUCCUCCCUCCCCCAGAUGCAGACCAGAAAGACCCCCUGCUCACCCCAGCACAGCCCUCCCACCCACCGAGAAGCCGUGGGGCAGGCAUCACAGGGGUGGAGGGUUGUGAGAAAGGGGGCGGGGGACUCAUACACACUCGCUGCCCAGCGGAGAAGGCAGAAAUGCAGCAGCGGGGAGGGGGGCGUGAGUGGAAGCCAAGCAGCGGGUGGGCAGGAGCCAGUGCGAGGGGCGGCGCCCGCCAAGCCUCUCCCAGCGGCUGUCCCAUUGAAUCCGGUGCCUCUGUGGCGCGAGAGGAGAUGUGUGGCUGGGGCCGGGGCCGGGGGGGUGCGUGUGUGUGUGUGUCUUCACCCAGGGUGGGAUGCUGCCCCCCGUGUCUGCCUUCCCGUCCCAAGUCCAACGCGCUGAGCCCGUGGGGUGCGGAGGCAGUGCUGGCGCCUCCCGCUGCCUGUGCCCGGAAGGCAGAAGGAGCCGCGCUGACGCCCGCGCUGGCCACCAGCAGCCCUACAGAGGCCAGAGAGCGAGAAAGGCAGUCGCGCAAGCAGUGGAAAUGUCAGGGAGCCCCAGCCCCCCUCCGUGGCAAGAUGCUGUUGUCCUGGGACCUGCGCGGAGCUGCGUGGCUCCUCUCCCUUUGCCUGCUGAGCCAGGGCCGCCUCCGCGCUGCAGCUGCCCCUCUCUUUCUGGGGGAGGAAGCCCGCCCGGGAGAAGCUUUUCCCCCAGCACCCCACGGACCAGCGGCCCCUGAGAUCCAGGCCGACUCGCUGCCCGAGGGCGGCCCAGGAGCUGCAGGCCAGAAGGAGCCCCCCGGCGAGCUCUUCCAAGACGUGGACCCCAAAGCCUUGGCAGCGGUCCUCCUGCAAGCCCUGCAGCUGGAGCCCGAGCAGCCCCACGAGGGCCGCAAGGACCGCGAACCCAGCGCCAACGAGGAGAGGGUCCGGAGCGAGACCGAGAGCUCCGAAGUGGCGCCAGAGAGGGGCCCGGGCUGGGGAACCACCCAGGAGGGAGACGAGCCCCAAGACCAGGGCGGGCAGGCGGCGGCGGCGGCCGGCCAGGAGCGGCACCAGCUGCAGGAAGGGGAGAGCCUGCAGGCCAUGCUGGAGGCGCUGCAGCGCUACCGCCCAGCCGCCAAGAGGGAGGAGCCCCCUCAGGAGCGCCGGGCGGUGCCCUCCGGGGACAGGGAGGCCCGCAAGGAGGUGCUGAAGGGGCUGGAAGAGCAGGAGCAGCGGCGGGCCCCCUCCAAGCGCAAAGCGCCCCCCAGCGAGGCCUGGGCGGGGGCCCGGAAGCUGAGGCAGCAGCAGCACCUGGAGCACCAGCUCCUGCAGAGGCGCUACGAGGAGCUGGCCGAGAGCCGGAGGCAGGCGGAGGAGGCGCGCCGGGCGGCCGCCGAGGAGGAGCGCCUGGCCGACAUGGCCUCCGACUUGCUCCUGCAGUACCUGCUGAAGGACGGGGGGGAGGAGGAGGAGGAGGAGGAGGACGGGCAGGGGGCGCGCCAGGCCGCCAGCGCCCGGGAGGAGUCCGAGGAGGAGGAGGCGGCGGCGGCGGCGGCGGCGAGGAGGAGCGGGGGCCAAGGGAGCUCCCUGCUCUUUGAGGACGAGGAGGGCAACGUGGCCGAGGACAAGCGGUCCAACGAAGCGCCGGAGGAGGAGGAGGAGGAGGAGGAGGAGGAGGAGGAAGAGGAGGAAGAGGAGGACAUCGACCCCAACACGAUCGAUCGCCUCAUCGAGCUCUCCAGCAAACUCCACCUGCCGGCCGACGACGUCAUCGACAUCAUUAACGACGUGGAGAAGAAGAAGAGCAGCAGCAGCAGCAGCAGCAGCGGCCCCGCGGCGCCGCCCGGCAAGAACAAGAUGUUGGCCCCCGCGCCGCGGGACCAGCCCAAGAAGGCCCCUCCUCCCUACGCGACCCGCCGCCAAGACGCCAGGCCCGCCCCGAAGGCCUACUCCCCUCGUGCCCGCCCGCCCUACCGCUAUCUCCCCGAGGAGGACGAGGCAGCCUGGAACGAAGUCCUGCGAGGGGACGAGUAUCCCACCCCCAAGUGGCACCGCGCCAUGCCCAGCAGCAAGCUCUCCAACGACAUCAGCCCCAGGACUUUCCAGCCUCCGGCCGCCCACCGCUCCCACUUCCUUCCUGGCCCCAUGGUGCCCCGGGACGAGUACGACGGCGACAGCCAGGCCCGCGACCUCCACGACGAGGAGCUGGAGAACUACAUCGAGAGGGUCCUGCUGAAGCACCCCAACGCUUUCCAGUGAGAAGGCGUGAUGUGGUCUCCCUCUCCCUCGCUCCCUCCCUCCCCCCCCCAAGAAACUUGGCCAUCCACAGUGUUUCCGACAUAAAUCCAGGUUCUUGCAUGAGUCAGGAGAACAAAGUCCCUCCCGCGCCAACCAGCCAGCCAGCCAGCCAGCCAGCGAAAGGUCCCCAUGGAGGACGUCCGGAGGCAACCACCUCCUUCCCGGCAGCCGAUUUGCUUGGUUUCCUUCUCACCACCAGGAAGAACCCGCCCGCCCCCCCUCCCCGCAGACCACACAUCCACGGGAUCUCCGAAGCACACGCACGCACAGAGAACACCCUUCUUCUCCCCCGCCCAGCAGCUCUGCCGGCAGCUUAGCUAGAACCCCGCAUUCAAAGCAGCGGCGGCGGCGGCCCAGUCGGAGCUUGCUUUCCAUCCCAAGGGGAGCCUCCAGCGAGGACCCCCGUCCCUAGACUGUGUACGAAGCCCUUCGAGGCACUGGGUGAAGAGCCGGACCCCGAUCCUCCCUUCAGUUCCACAGCCCCAGGGAACGGUCCCGGGGAAGAACGGGGCGGGGGCUUCCGGGAGGAAGUGCGGCUACAUCACGAAACUGGCGGUGGGAACCAGGGGCGCCGGUUGGUGCUGAAAGCCAUGCCCCACCCCCACCCCCACCAGGGGUGCUUGCGGCUGCUGCUGCCCAUGCCUGCCCCAGGUCAAGAGGACUUCCCCCCGCCCCUUCAAGGUCUGGCAGUGCGAGAGCCUAAAUCACGGGGACCCCCUUGGGAGCCAGGGGACCUGAGCCCCCGCCCCACGAGCGGAGCAGCCCCGGGUCAUUGUUCCAAGCGGAGAGGAGGCCCCGGUCUCUUCCCAAGACAAGCCUUCUUGGCUGGUGGCGCCGGCUGAGGGCUGCAGGUUGCUGGGGACAGAAAUAACUUCUGUGGGUACGCUCCGAAGGGGAAACAGAAAGCCCAGCCCUGGGGGUGGGGUCGGGGCUAAAGCAGUGCAGAAGCUCACCGGACACACCUCAAGUAGGUGCUCCGAUGAGCAAGCCCGCGCCAGGGUCUCAGGGCGCCCAAGAGCGAAGGGCCAGUUUAGUUACAGACGCAGUCCAGGGCGGAACCCAGAAGAAGCCCUCUCCCACCGAGGCCAAACCCCAGCGGCAAACCAAGACUCUCUACAGAACUGCCCAGCGGGGUCGGUUCUUUACCACUGAAGUUUCCCCGAGGGGAAGGGUCUUGACAGACAUGCAGCGGACACCCCGCCCGGAAUUUCCUUGCAAACGCCCCCCUGCAAGAGCCCCCCUUUGGAAGGAAGGGCCAGCUCCGCCCCCGCCCCCUCCACACACACCCUGCCCCCCGCAGGCCCGGCGCCCUCCAGUCAGGCCCGGCUGAAGAGCUCUGCCGAGUCGGACACUCUCUUGCGCUCAAGUGGGAGAGAGGUCACCCGGGAGGCCUCCCCGCGCAGCUCCAGCCAAGAGGCAGACGGGCCUCCCCCCCAGAAGCCGCUCUCCUUUUCUCUCUGUCACACACGCGCAGGCACUAGAGAGUCGUCCCAUGUCCAACCUUCUUGAUGCUGAAGAGGAGGAGGAGGAGGAGGAGGAGGAGGAGGGAGACCCCACACCAAACUGCCUUAUUCAGCCCACUCCUCACGGCCUCUCUGCUCGUCGGCAUUCCAAGGCUGAGGAGGCUCUCCGCUAGCAUCCCACACCCAGAAACACGCGAGUCUGGUGGGGGGGGGUGUCUUUGAGCAUGCUCUUCUGCACCUACUUGUGCAAGUUCACAACCAUCCCAAGCUGCAUCCCAGGGAUCCGCCUGGAUGGAUAUUUGGAGGGCGGACGCAGCGGGGGGGGGGGGUCCUGAAGGCAGCAGUGUGCACGUGUCCAGAAGUUUUCCCCCUCCGGCAUCAGUCCCAGAGUGUGGCGAGUUUCUUCGCUUUGUGAUGUCCAGUCUUGUAAAAAAAAAGGAAAAAAAAAGAGUUGUUUCAAUGUCCUGAUCCAUGUUGUUGUACUUGAAAUAAAACACGUUUGGCCUGUUGUAAAUAAGCACGUGGAAUUACUAGUUUUGCUAAGAAAUAAAAGCACCUAUUUUAUUAUGA